Molecule: messenger RNA, 2410 nt
Organism: Papaver somniferum (opium poppy)
Lineage: Eukaryota; Viridiplantae; Streptophyta; Magnoliopsida; Ranunculales; Papaveraceae
Product: xyloglucan galactosyltransferase KATAMARI1 homolog
Exons: 1
Coding region: 117-2195 (692 amino acids)
Molecular function (GO): glycosyltransferase activity
Source: RefSeq, a predicted model, not a curated record
UCGUUAAACCACACUAUUCCAAAAUCAAUACUAUUCUUUGAUUACUCUCCUCCACUAGAAUUUGUCUCUGUUUUUCUUUUGCGGCAAAAACUUUCAUGAACUCUUGCUAAGGAGUUAUGAAAGAAACUUUAUCAACGGUAAGUCGUGUUCCGAAAAGCCAUCACCACGGAGGUGACCAGAAAAUUGUGGAGAAAUCAAACGGAGGAGUAGUACCGUACCGGUACCCGUCCUGGUUCGUUAUCUUUGCUUCGUUUAAUAUGUUAUGGUUCUUGAUGUUUUAUUUCAAUACCGAUGCAUUUGUUAGUAGUAAGAACAAAGUUCAAUCGAUAAUGAAUGAUUAUGUGUAUGGAUUUGUGUCGCCACAACCAAAGAUUAUGAUUCCUUUAGAGAAUGAAACCGCCGUACCCCUCUUCAGAGAACCCAUUAGAGAUGAUGAUUUGGUAGACCGGUUUGGUACCGAUGAUUCAACGUCGGUUUCGUUGAAUGAUCAACCGGAAGCUGUUAGGCAAGAAGAGGUAGUUGUUUCACAGAACCAGUCAAAAACUGAAAAUCUUCCUAGUCAAAUGGAACUAGUAGGUGAAAACGUGUCUAGACCCAAACCCGAAGAACAUAGCAUCGAAAAUGAGAUUGAACCCAUAGCUGUUCAGAACAAAAAUGAAACUGUUACCAUAGAACCAGUUAAGGAAAACGGGUCUGAAACGAAAACUGAAGAUCCUGCAAGGGGAAAUGAGAUUGAACCUGUUGGCACAAAACUAGUUGCCGGAAACGGAACCGGACCCAUUACCCAAGAAGAUCCGGUUACGGAAGAUGGUAUUGAACCUAUUGUUCACGACUUAAAUGAACCGGCUCCAAGAAAUGAGUCCGAAUCUGAUUUUGAUCCAUGUACUGGUAAGUACAUUUAUAUGCAUGAUUUGCCAAAGAAAUUCAAUGAAGAUUUGUUGAUAGAAUGUGACACACUUAACAAGUGGAUUCCGAUGUGCCCGUAUAUGGUGAACGGCGGACUAGGUCCGAGACUGGUGAACUCGCAAGGGGUGUUUCCUACCAACGGAGGCUGGUUUAAUACAGAUCAGUACAUGUUGGAAAUCAUAUUUCAUCACAGGAUGCAGCAGUACAAGUGUUUGACACUCAAUUCUUCAUUAUCUUCGGCGAUUUAUGUGCCAUUUUAUGCAGGUUUUGAAGUUAUUCGUCACCUGUGGGAUACUGAUGUACCGACUCGGGAUGCUGCUACUGUUGAACUGGUGAAGUGGCUCACUUCAAAACCUGAAUGGAAGGUUUUAGGAGGAAGAGAUCAUUUCCUAGUUCCAGGGAGGACAACAUGGGAUUUUAGAAGGUUGUCAGAAGAUGAUGCAGAUUGGGGUAAUAAACUUUUGGUAUUACCCGAAACUGAGAUCAUGCCGGCUUUAUUAGUCGAAGCAAGUCCAUGGCAGGUAAAUGAUUUUGGGGUACCUUUUCCGACGUAUUUUCAUCCUUCGUCAGAUGGAGAGGUUUAUGAAUUGCAGAACAGGAUGAGGAAUCAGCAGCGGCGUUUCUUAUUUUCAUUUGUUGGUGCACCGAGGCCAAAUAACACUAAAUCUAUUAGAAAUCAGCUCAUUGAACAAUGCCUAGGAUCAAAGAAUUGCAAACAACAAGACUGCAAAAACAAAGAAAACGGCGAGAAACCUUGUGAAGACCCAAGUACUGUGAUGAAAGUGUUUCAAAGAUCGGUAUUCUGUUUAGAGCCUCAAGGAGAUUCGGCUACUCGAAGGUCCACUUUUGAUGCUAUUUUAGCUGGUUGCAUACCAGUUUUUUUCUAUCCAGGGACUGCUUACACUCAGUAUACAUGGUAUUUACCGGAAAACUACACACAGUAUUCAGUUUUUAUAUCAGAAGACGAAGUUAGAGACGGGAAGGUAAAUAUCGAAUCCGUUCUACAACAAUUUUCGCAAGAGCAAAUUCGCGCAAUGCAAGAGGAAGUUAUAAAAUUGAUUCCAAAGGUCAUCUAUGCAGACCCACGGUCUAAAUUGGAGACCAUUGAAGAUGCAUUUGAUAUAGCUGUUAAAGGAGUGCUCGAAAGAGUGGAUAAAGUGAGAAACGAUAUACGAGCGGGACGAAAUCCUGAUGAGCCUCCUCAUUCAGCAUCCAAUACAUGGAAGUAUCGUUUGUUCGGGACAGAAGAGAAGCACGAAUGGGAUCAUUUUUUUGAAGCUCCAAAGUGAGAAGAGAAAUAGAGUUAGAUGGUACUUAGUGUCAGCCACAUUUUGUAAAAGUUAUGUCCUUCAAAUCUCAAUUGUUAUUCUUUUGUGUUAAGUAUGUAAUCUAGAGAGAAAAAAAUAGCGCAAGUAUAUCAUUUGAAAUUCCUUAUUAUUGUAACGAUUUUUUGCAUGAAUAAAUGAAUAAUGUGUGACACUGGUAGCUAGUAAUUAUACUUAUA